GAGCUCCCCGCCAGCUCGCCCGCUAGUUCCGGUCUGCCCAGCGCCUCCGUGCGCCCGGUUCCUUCUCCUCCUCCUCCUCCUCCAUCCCCGCCUGCCCUGGCUCAGGCUGCACUUUGGUGCCCGGCGGGCGUCCCAAGAUGUUGACGGCCCCUGGCGCUGGCCAAUUUACCAGGCAGGCAGAGACAGGUUGCUCUUGAGUCCUGUAUUUACACUUAGAAGUUUUUAUUCAGCUCUGGUGUUCUUAUCAGGAAGCCUUAAAAGUGCUCUAUUUCAUUAAAGAUUCCUCCUCUUCCUGCAUUCAUCCUUGUGAGCUCCUGGGCCUCAACAUUAUCAGAACCGAAAAUGUCUCAGAAGAGUGAACUCCGAGUGAAUACCUCUUCACUACAAAAGAUUGCUGCAGACAUGAGCAGUAUAAUAGAGAACUUGGACACCAGGGAUCUCCAUUUUGAAGGGGAGGAAGUGGAUUUCGACUUGUCCCCAGAGGAUUCCAAGCCUGGGCGGAUCCCCUUCUCUAUUAUUUACCACACUAAAGGAUUUAAGGAACCCAACAUAACAACCUAUCUCACAGGGUAUCCCAUCAAAGCCCAAGUCCUUGAAGUGGAGCGUUUCACCUCAACAACAAGGGUCCCUAGUAUUAAUCUUUACACCAUUGAAUUAACCCAUGGCGAAUUUACAUGGCAAGUAAAAAGGAAAUUCAAGCAUUUUCAAGAGUUUCAUAGAGAGCUACUGAAGUACAAAGCUUUUAUCCGAAUUCCGAUUCCCACCAAAAGGCACACCUUUCGAAGACAGAAUGUCAAAGGAGAAGAGCCAAGAGCAAUGCCAAGUUUACCUCGGACAUCUGAAAACAUGGUCAGAGAGGAGCAGUUCUCCAGCAGAAGGAAACAAUUGGAAGAUUACUUGACAAAGUUAUUAAAAAUGCCCAUGUAUAGAAACUAUCAUGCCACGAUGGAGUUCCUUGAUGUGAGUCAGCUGUCCUUCAUCCAUGAUUUAGGACCAAAAGGCAUAGAAGGCAUGAUAAUGAAAAGAUCCGGGGGACACCGAAUACCAGGGCUGAAUUGCUGUGGCCACGGGAGAGCCUGCUAUCGAUGGUCCAAAAGGUGGUUAAUAGUAAAAGAUUCCUUCUUACUCUACAUGAAGCCUGACAGCGGGGCCAUCGCAUUCGUCCUUUUGGUGGACAAAGAGUUCAGCAUUAAGAUGGGGAAGAAGGAAACGGACACAAAAUAUGGGCUGCGGAUUGAUAAUCUUUCAAGGACGCUGAUUCUCAAGUGCAACAGCUAUAGACAUGCCCGGUGGUGGGGUGGGGCCAUUGAUGAAUUUAUCCAGAAACAUGGUUCCAACUUCCUCAAAGAGCACAGGUUUGGAUCCUAUGCUGCGAUCCAGGAGAACACGUUAGCCAAAUGGUAUGUUAAUGCGAAAGGGUACUUUGAAGAUAUAGCAAAUGCCAUGGAAGAAGCCAAAGAAGAGAUUUUUAUCACGGAUUGGUGGUUGAGUCCAGAAAUCUUCCUGAAACGUCCAGUGGUAGAAGGAAAUCGCUGGAGACUAGACUAUAUUCUCAAACGGAAAGCACAACAAGGGGUGAGGAUAUUCGUGAUGCUCUAUAAAGAGGUUGAACUUGCCCUUGGCAUCAACAGUGAAUAUAGCAAGAGGACUUUAAUGCGCCUGCACCCCAACAUCAAGGUGAUGAGACACCCAGAUCAUGUUUCUUCCACUGUUUAUCUGUGGGCUCACCACGAGAAACUUGUUAUCAUAGACCAGUCUGUUGCAUUUAUUGGUGGAAUAGACUUGGCUUAUGGAAGAUGGGAUGACAAUGAACACAGGCUGACUGACGUAGGCAGCGUCAAACGAGUCACCAUGGGACAGUCAACAUUUUCCCUCACAGGAGAGACAAAAGAAUCCAAUGAAGCCUUGAAUCUCAAAGGGAGAAAAGAUCGGAAGAUCAGUCUCCCUUUCCCAAAAAGCACUGACGAAUCUGACUCUAGAAUGAAGGGUGUAGGUAAAGCAAGAAAGUUCUCCAAAUUCAGCCUUUAUCGGCAGCUGCAACGGCACAACCUGGAAAAUGCUGAUAGUAUUAGCAGCCUUGAUACUGCCUCAAGUUAUUUUAAUCACUGUAGAAGUCGCCCGCAUUUAAUCCGAGGGUUAAAGCCCCACUUGAAAUUCUUGCAUCAUUCCAGCGAGUCCGAACAAAGGCUCGCAGGCCCUGGAAGUGACACCGGAUCCAUCCGUAGUUUGCAGACAGGUGUUGGUGAACUCCAUGGGGAAACUCGAUUCUGGCAUGGAAAGGACUAUUGCAAUUUUGUCUUCAAAGACUGGGUUCAGCUGGAUAAACCCUUUGCUGAUUUCAUUGACAGGUAUUCCAUGCCUCGAAUGCCAUGGCAUGACAUCGGCUCUGUGGUCCACGGGAAGGCUGCGAGGGAUGUGGCCCGUCAUUUCAUCCAGCGAUGGAACUUCACAAAGAUUAUGAAGUCAAAAUAUCGAUCCCUUUCUUAUCCAUUCCUGCUGCCCAAGUCUCAAGCCACAGCCCAGGAGUUGCGAUACCAGGUGCCUGAGUCUGUGCAUGCCACAGUGCAGUUACUCCGUUCUGCUGCAGAUUGGUCUGCUGGCAUAAAAUACCAUGAAGAAUCCAUCCAUGCUGCGUAUGUUCAUGUGAUAGAGAACAGCAAACACUACAUAUACAUAGAAAACCAGUUCUUUAUCAGUUGUGCUGAUGACAAAGUUGUCUUCAACAAGAUUGGUGACACCAUUGCCCAGCGGAUACUCAAAGCUCACAGAGAGAGCCAAAGGUACCGAGUGUACGUGGUGAUCCCUCUUCUGCCUGGAUUUGAAGGAGACAUUUCAACGGGGGGUGGAAAUGCACUCCAGGCCAUCAUGCAUUUCAACUACAGAACCAUGUGCAGAGGAGAAAACUCCAUCAUUGGACAAUUAAAAGCUGAGAUUGGCAAUCAGUGGAUAAAUUAUAUCUCAUUCUGUGGACUUCGAACACAUUCUGAAUUGGAAGGAAACCUUGUCACAGAGCUUAUCUACGUCCAUAGCAAGUUGCUCAUAGCAGAUGAUAACACAGUCAUUAUUGGGUCUGCAAAUAUAAAUGACAGGAGCAUGCUGGGAAAACGUGAUAGCGAAAUGGCUGUUAUCGUGCAGGACACCGAGACGGUCCCCUCUGUGAUGAAUGGAGAAGAGUAUCAGGCUGGGAGAUUUGCUCGGGGACUUCGGCUGCAAUGCUUUAGGGUCGUCCUUGGCUAUCUUUCGGAAUCAACUGUAGAGAUUCUAGAUCCUGUGAGUGACAAAUUCUUCAAAGAGGUGUGGAUCUCAACAGCAGCUCGAAAUGCUACCAUAUAUGACAAGGUGUUCCGAUGCCUUCCCAACGAUGAGGUACAUAAUCUCAUCCAGCUCCGGGAGUUCAUCACCAAGCCGAUAUUAGCAAAGGAGGAGCCUGGACGAGCAGAGGAAGAAUUAAAAAAGAUCCGCGGAUUCCUCGUGCAAUUUCCUUUUUAUUUCUUGUCUGAAGAAAACUUGCUGCCUUCUGUGGGAACAAAAGAAUCCAUGGUGCCCAUGGAGGUCUGGACUUAGAAAGAGGGAGGAUGUCUUCCCUGGUCCCCGUCUCUCAUCCUGGAGGUGAUAAUGACUUCCUUCAGGACCAGCCUCUCCCCACUGAAGAAAUUUCUGCCAGCCCACCUACCUGGUGCUUCUAAAGAUGGUGCCAGGUAUUUAAAUGGUCCAGACAGAAAAUGGCACAACUAGAGUGUUAUGAAGACACUAAAAAUCAGAACCAGAUAAUGACUUAUUUAUUCUGUCUCACCUUUCAGAAAGGAAACUGCAUCAUAGAUAAUGGGCACGUUUGACACAUCUUAGAACACUGACUUGAUUGGGGAUGUGAAAUUUGAUCACAUGAAUCCCACAAGAUGAAAUAAAUAAUCUGAAGUUGGGAACAUGGAUGUUGUGCCUCCAAAUGCUGCAGGGUGGCCAGAGGGACCCUGAAUCUGCUUCUCCUUCUGUGACUGCUUGAGCUCUUCAAGUCUCACGGGCCAUCAAGGUGUAGCUUGACAUAUGAUUUGCACUCCAAGAUGAGAUUGCUUGUUGCGGCUGACAGUCCACAAGUGGUUCUUGGCCAUCUAGUCCCAAAGUUAUGUUGUUCACUCAGCAAGAGGAUUAGCAAUCAUCCCACUUUGUUAAGCCUUCUUGGCCCUUUCUGCUUUUCAAUGACUUGAUCUCUUACUGCAAUCCCAUGAUAGGUGCUGCCUUUCCCCCAACUCCCAAGCCCUGGUUUUGUUUGUGAGGUUCAGCCUCAUCCCUAUGGGAGUUGUAAAGAAAAAAAUUUAGAUUUCACAUCAGGAAAAAUGUCCUACCUGAGUGUUGUCUAGUAGUGGAAUGAUUGGACCAUCCAGGGAGUGGAUGACCAUUUCCUGUAUUUGUUAAAGUAGCGAUUCCUUUGGUGAAUAGGUUGGCUAGAUGACUAUAAGGCCCCUAUCCAACUCCAAAAUUCCAAGAAUAGACUUCUUUUUUCCCUUAAAGCCUUGCCUUCUGUCUUAGAAUUAAUACUGUGUAUUUGUUCCAAGACUGAAGAGAUAGGCAAUGAGAGGCUAAGUGACUUGCCCAGAUUUACACAGCUAGAACCUAUAUGAGAUCAGAUUUGAACCCAGGACCUCCCAUAUCUAGGCCUGACUCCCAUUCCACUGAGCCCCCUAGCUACCCCCUAUCUCCAUUGAUUCUUAAAGCUUGAGUCUGAACAAAAUUCCUUGAAUCUCAAUGGAGGUUCCAUGCACAGAUCAAGGAGGAGAAGAAGCCUCUUAAAAUCCUGUAAAAGCUCUUUCUCUGUCACCAUAGCUGGCCUUUAAAAUUUUGACAGUUUGCCAUCAAAAUAGCAAAAGCAAUUUUUUUUUUCAGGAGAAUCAGCCCUUGCACAAUCUGUGCCUUGUGAACAAGUCAGAACCACGGUUGGGUCUCACACCUUCCAUCCUGUCUUCUUUACGAACAUUCAGAGAACAACCACUUGCCAAGUAUAUCCCUUGGAGUUAUGAACAAACAUGAACAUUCCAUAAUGACUAGCCAGGAGGUUCCAUCACUUAUUCCUCUGGCUGUCCUUCAUUGAAUAUUUGCUUCGUUGUUUGUGGUGAGGAGUGGCAGAAAACCUGCCAGAAGAAAUCCAUGUACUCCAGCUUUUGGUGCAAGAUGCCCCAAAGAGCAUCCCAUUGCCCAGAAAGAGUCAACGUGGAUUUCCAAAGCCCUCAGUUCAACUAUUAUUAAUGUUGCUUGCAUCAUGUGUGGCACUGUGAAAGAAAUACAAGAAAGAAUAAGCUAUAGCCCUUGACUUGAUGGGUUGAAACUUAGGAUGAGUAUUCAGAGAAUAACUAUCAAUAAAUAGAAGAUGGCAUCAUAAGACUUAGAGUGGGAAGGGUUUUUAGAAAGCAAUACGGCCAACUCCCCCAUUUUAUAGAUGAAGAAAUCGAUGCCCAAAGAGGCUACCCACAUCCAGAAGGAUAAUACGUAGAAGAGAUUCCAAAUUUACCAUUUGGUUUGGCUUGAUUGGUUUUCCUCACAACAGUACAGAAGGGAGGAGGGAGAGAUCUUGGAAAUGCCAAGUGCUAAAUGGCAGUCUAGAAACUAGGAGUUAUUAAAGUUAAGAGCACAGAAUCAUAAGAUUUAGAGCUACAAGGGACCCUCUAAGUUAUCAAGUCCAAUGCUGGGAUGAAGAAACUAAGUCACAGAGAGCUUAGAUGAUUUACUCAGGAUUACACAGCCAGUGACAGGUCAUGAAUUGGCCUAAUCAGAGGAAAGAUUCAUGGAUGAGGUGGGACUAUAUAGCUGUAAGAAUAAAAUAUAGCUGUAAAUACAUAAUAAUUCACAGGACAAAUUUCCUUGCAUUGGGUGAUACCUUGGAAAUGAGAUGUUCCCAUUCUCUCAUUUUACACAUGAGUAAACUAAGACCUAGGGAAGUUAAGCAACCUACCUAGCAUUGUGCAGGUAAGAAGUAGCAGAACAAGAUUUUGAAUCGAAGCCAUCUGAUUCCAAGACAAGACUCAUUGUGCUCCAUCAUGCUGUCACCCUCGUGACUAAAGAAACGGGCAGAGACAAGAUUUGAACCCAGGCUCUGAUGCCAAUUCCAGUACUAUAUACAUGACAAUACACUACAUGCACAUAUUAGGAUCCUCACAAUGGAAACCUUGAGGCAUUAAAGUGACCCACAUUUGGAUCCAAACCUAACCCUUCUGACUCCAAGCUCAUAGUCUAAGACACGGAUGAGAGAGAAACCUAGCAAAAGGAAAGAGCCUUAGACCAGAAGUCUUCCUGCUGGCUUCCAUUUGCUAUUUGCUUGCCUUGUUUACAGCUCCUCUAAAAAAUGAAGUGAUUAACUGUUGUUACCACUUAUCCCAGAAGUCAGAGGUUCCUAUAUAUGUGUAUGUGUGUUGGGAUUGCACCCCAACAGUGGGGGGGGUUGUAUAAUAUUGUGAAGGGUUACUUUUGAACAGUGCAGUCCUCAGUGCCUGCCCACUAAUCAUGUGCAAGGGCUGAGGGAGGAAAUCAGCCUAAAUCAUUCUGUGACAAAACUGUCCUUCCUAAACAGAACAAUUUAAGUUUCUUUUAAAAAUGUAUACAUGCAUGCACGUGCACACACGCACACGCGCACACACACAUAGGGAAUGUCUGAUUUAAUCUUCAGCAUGCAAGUGAUUCAUAGCAUUGAAAAGCUAUUAUUAACCUUUUUGACAUUUCAAAUGGACUAUAAAUUUAAUAGAUGUGAACAGGCAAGAUACCUGCAACCCUGAUGUUCUUCGUAAAAAUGCAUCUAUUGUCAGGGAGGAAGAGUCCUGUUGUAAAAGAAUAGGUGAGUUGAAUGUAAAGGAUUGUGCUUAUGGCCAAGACGUGGCCCUGAGCAAACCAGUUCCAACUGGUGAAGCUCAGUAGAUUCACUGCUCUUUAAUGCACUGUGGUCAAAUAGAAGAUUUGUAGUUGGCCCCAUUUCAUACGGCAAAUUGCCAUGCCAUUUUUUUACCCAUUAAAAAGUUCAUUUGCCUGAAUUUUGGAAAACAACAAUGACUUAACAAUGAUCUUUAAGGUCACUCCCAUCAUAGACUGUCCUAUUAGAGCUACCACCAUUAUGCUUUUUCCCAUUGUAGUCCUCCAAAUCAUAGUCACUCCCGUCAUUGUCACUCAAAUUGCACAAUGUUAAUCACAGCAGAAGAACCAUCAUAGCUUAGUGUUACUUCAUCAGCAAUUAGCACUUUUAAUGUCUUAAGGUCACCCUACCAGUGUUUUUUCUGAGGGAGAGAAAAGCAUUCCAGAGGUACAUAAAGUACACUUUUAAUACAGAAUGGCAUGGAGGUCUGCCCAAUGGGCUCGAUUCUGUACUUAUCACGUUCAAGACCAACACAUCCAAGCCCAUCCUAACUCUCAUGGUUAUUCUUGAUCUUGAGAUUCUAGUAGAACUCGCUUUUUAAGAAUUGAGAAAAAAAGCUUCAUUGGACAUGGCCUUCCAUAGGUACUUCUCUUCCUUCAGGCUUGGCUAUGUCACCAUGCCAAUCACUGUGGGAGUACAUUCUUCAACUUUUUUUUUCAUUGUAAAGAGAUUAGUUGUGAGGCAGCCAAGACGUAUGGUGCAUCUCAACUACUCGACACUGAUGGAGCCACACUGAUCAGUGUUAAGGACGUAAUCCUGGAGAGAUGGGCCGCUGUAUGCUUCCAAAGUGUCCUCAACCGACCAUCAUUAAUGCUGAAACCCUUGACCAUAUACCUCAGAUUGAAGUCAAUCCCUCUCUAGCCAAACUCCCAAUUGAAGAGGAGAUUUUAAUGCCCUUAGGCUCCUCUCAUGUGGCAAAGCACCUGGUGCUGAUUCUACUUCAGCAGAGAAUGGCAAGGCAGGGGAUCCACUGCUCAUACAAAAGCUGACUGAAAUAUUCCAAGUUGUGUGGCAAGAGGAGGUUAUCCUCCCAGGAGAUCAAGGAUGGCUCCAUUGUUCAUCUCCAUAAAGGGAAAAAGAAAUAGGUUGUCCUGUGACAAUCAAGCUGCAUGGGGUGGGCAUUCUCUCUCUUAGUCAAUUGCCAGCAAGAUUCUUGCCAGAGACAUUCUUAAUGGGAUGAUCCUAAACUUGGAAGAUGGUCAUCUACCCAAUGGUUUCAGAAAGGGCCAAGGAAGAGUCAGUAUGGCAUUUGCUGCCCAACAACUCCAGGAGAAAUGCCAGGACCAGAACAGAAGACUACAUAACAUUCAUCAUUCAUGACUGAUGGGCUUGUGGAAGAUCAUGGCUUGCCCAGAGAAGCUUAUCAGUACUGUAUGCCAACUUCAUGAUGGCAUGCUUGCACAGUUCUAGAUAAUGGACAAUAUUCUUGAGCUUUCCCUGUCACCAAUGGAGUGAAGCAGUCGACUCUGUGUGCUUAUUCCUAUGCUUUUAAGCAUGAUGUUUCCAGCUAUUUGCUGGAUGGCUAUAACAAAUAUGAAAACAGCAUCAAAGUUAGCUAUUACUCUGAUUGUAAAUUAUUUAACUAAAAAAGUCUGCAAGCCAAGACUAAAGUUUAGGGAGAGUUGGUGCUCAACCUUUUGACUGCAGAUGAUUGUGCAAUCAAUGCAACCUCUGAGGCUCAGAUGCAAUAGAGCAUGAAUCCAUUCUCUGCCAUUUGUGCUCAUUUUGUUUUGACAAUUAACACCAAGAAAACAGAGGUUCUCCACUAACCAGCCCUACACCAUCCAUCCAUCCAUGGAACCAUCAAUUAUAGCAAAUGGAGAAAUUUUGAGUGCUGUGGAUUAGUUCACUUGCCUCAGCAACAAACUUUUCAACAAUGUACACAUAGAUGAUGAAGUUGGCACACACAUUGCCAGAGUUAGCUCAGUGGAAGUUCUGAAGGAAGUUGAAAAGAUGUACUAGGCUGCCCACCAGACUGAAGAUCUACAGAGCCAUUGUGUUGUCCUCAUUGUUGUAUGCCUGUGAAACCCGAACAAUAUACCAGCACCAUGCCAGGAAAUUGAAUUUCCUCCAUUUGAACUGUCUUAGGAAGACUCAGAAGAUCACCUAACAAGCUAAGGUACCAGACACUGAGCAGAAGUACCAAGUAGUCAAUCUAUACUACAGAGAGAGCAACUCUUAUGGGCUGUCCACAUUCAAAUGCUGAAUGCAUGUUUGCUUAAAAGACUAUUUUAGAGAAAAUUUGCACAAGGGAAGAGUUCAUACAGAGAUCUCAGGAAGAAAUAUUAGGGGGUCCUAUAAAGGUCUCUCUUAAGAACUUUGGUAUCAGUUGGAAGACAUGGGAGACACUGGUAUAGGACCAUUCAGCAUGGCAUGCCCACAUCAAAGAAGGUGCUGUAUUCUAUGAGCAAAGAAUUGUAGUAGCUCAAAAGCAGCAAAAGAUGUGCAAAUUUAGAGACAUCUCCAUACCAAAUGAUCAGAUGGGCUUUUUGUACCCACCCUAUGGUAGAGCCUUCCAAACUUAUAGGAACCUUCCUAGCCACAGUUGGACACACAUCAUAGUCCCGCCAUUUGGGUCCUCUUUGAGUACAAAGGACAACAGUUAUAGUCAACAAAAAGUGGAAUAAUUCAAAAUUCCUAAGUCAGAUCUUUUUCAUCUUUGAAAUCAAGUCAUCCCAGAUUUUGGUGAAUCCAUCGUUUUCUUUAGUUUUUUGUCCUAGGCUUUCCUCUAGUAACUGGACUCUCAUCUGUUCUUUCAUAAAUUUGCUUGCAAAACCAGUCUCAGCUUUCACUUUGCUCCAGCCCUGGACAAUUUCUUUGUUCUGGGGUUUAACUUCUCUUCCACAUGAAUCUUUAAUGCUUCAUACCUCCACUCUUCCUUUUCAAUUCUGAAGAAAUAAUCUCCAAUUUAUUUCUUCAAUGCUUCUUCAUUCUUUCAAUUUCCUAAAAUCUCCUGUUUUUUUCUAGUUGUCUGAAGAGGUCAGAGAAAGAUUUUCCAGGGAGUUAAAGUCUGUUGUAAUUUGAUGUUUUUCUACCAAAAGCUUCUGGAUUUCAGUCUUUUAGCCUCCUGUUUCUUAACAAUCACCAUCCACUGAGUUGUUAUCCCUUCACAUUCUUCCACAAUUUUCCCCAUCUCUAACCUUACAAUUUUUCAUAUUUGCCUUCCAAUUCUUGAAUUUGCAUUUGUUUUUCUUUAACUUCUUAUUUGAUUUUUUUCUACAGUCACCUGUAUGUCUUUCUGGCUAUACUUUAACACAUCUAUAAUUAUGACUUCUGAAACAAGCAAAUCUAUAGCUUUCACAGGAACAUUCUUCCUGGGGGAAGAGGUCCUAUUGCCUGAAGGCCUCUGGUACCUUGAAGUGAGACACUGGCAGAAGGAGCUGGGAGAUUUUAUCCCAAACUUCCACAUAUUCAGACUUUCUCCUAUGGCUUUAGUGUUUCAUCACUGGUGAGUCCCCUUGGUCUUCUUUGAAAACGAAGGACAAACAAUAAUUCUUAGGAAUGUUUUAUCAAUUUCCAGUCUUCUAAACUCCUGAUGAGCAUUCUUGCAAAUACAGGCAUGUCAGUCGGAUAGAUUUUCACAAAUGGUAGAUAAUUCAUACUACCAAUAUCCAAAUUAGUUACUAUAGACAAUAAGAUAGAAAAUUUCUCCUCCCGAGAUCCAUAAUUUUAUCAUUGUUAGGCAUAUCUGUCAUUGAUGCAGAUCACAAGUUUUUGUCCUUCCCCAUCCACCAUAUACACACCCCUACAAAAGUUAAAGCUUCAUCUAAUGACCCGAUUUCUGGUAGUGAGCCUCUCCGACAUGCACUUAGAUGACAGACACAAUUGGUAACUUACUGGGAUUAUACUCAGACUUUUUGGCUUGGGUGGAACCUUUAUGAAUUUGGGCUUCAUUAACAUAGCGUUGGAGAGCCUGGGUCCCUGGCCACACUUUGAUGCUUUAAUGGAAAGAUAAUUUUUUGCUACCUAGUUAUAAGGCCAAGGAUAUAGAGAUAGAAAGGACUUAGAGGUCAUCUUGUCCGACCGUUCUACAGGUAUGUAAGUCAAUGAUUUUCAUGAGAUAUAGAUCUGUUUCUCUCCCCAGGCAGCUACUUACAUUUUUUGUAGAUCAAGAAGGAUUUAAGCAUGCCAACCCCCCCAAAAAGACACUCCAAUGGAACUCCUCUAACUGAGCACAUUUCUCUUAAAGGCCAUAUUAUCAGUAUAUUUUUAUGUUGGUUCUUUUAUGUGUAUUUGAAUCACAAAUCCUGGACUCAAUGACUUUCAACUGUAAAGACAAAAAAGAUGGAUGAAAUCUCAAUGAAUUGUGUAAAAAUAAAGUAACCUUUUAAAAAAAAA
Messenger RNA from Monodelphis domestica (gray short-tailed opossum), 11227 nucleotides. It is a transcript of the gene PLD1, whose product is annotated as phospholipase D1. Gene Ontology annotation, cellular component: intracellular membrane-bounded organelle; plasma membrane region. Gene Ontology annotation, biological process: phosphatidic acid biosynthetic process; phospholipid catabolic process; regulation of microvillus assembly. The record is from RefSeq and is a predicted model, not a curated record. Gene Ontology annotation, molecular function: D-type glycerophospholipase activity; phosphatidylinositol binding. NCBI's taxonomy places the organism in Eukaryota, Metazoa, Chordata, Mammalia, Didelphimorphia, Didelphidae.